Molecule: messenger RNA, 978 nt
Organism: Aspergillus vadensis CBS 113365
Lineage: Eukaryota; Fungi; Ascomycota; Eurotiomycetes; Eurotiales; Aspergillaceae
Product: putative GPI anchored protein
Exons: 7
Coding region: 1-978 (325 amino acids)
Source: RefSeq, a predicted model, not a curated record
AUGCGUUCUUCCAUCCUCCUCGUCGCUUUCUCGGCUCUCGCCGCUGCUCAGUCCUCCGUUGCUGUGCCCCAGGGUCAGCCCUCCGCUGCUGUCACCUCUUCCCCUGUCAUCCCCACUCAGGGCUCUUUGCCUGCUGGUGCUUCCAGCGCUCUUAUUGGAUCUAGCGGUGUUCCCUCUUCUUUCGCGAAGUCGGCCAGCGCCUCUGCUUCCACUUCCACCAAGACCUCCACCAAGACCUCCAGCUCCGACUCUUCCACCUCCACCAGCGACUCUUCCUCCAAGAGCGGCUCCAGCUCCAGCUCCAGCUCCUCUUCCGGCGCUGGUGUUCCUCUCGCCACUGCUGGCCCCGUCGGUCUUUCCGUCGUGGCUGGUGCUGCCCUUGCCGCUUUUCUUCUCGACCGGAUAUUCUGGAAUGCCGAGAUCGCCCCUUUCAUUUUAGAUCCAACCACUUGUAAGUCUGGAGCAUCUUGCGCCACCCUGAAAGAGACUAAUCAAGAUGUAAUUUCGAAACCAACCGUUAUAGAGGCUCUUAAACGGCCGCGUUUCCAACUUUGGCUAGCUUUUUUGCCCCUAGCUUUGGGAUCAAAACCGAUCCUGCGCUCUUCUUUUUCUCUGUUACUUUGUUGGGCCAGAUCCGCCAGUUGCCUUCAUCCAACAGAUAGGCUACAGUGGCAGUUCCCAUCUGUUAAUUAUGCUGCUCGAGUUUGCUGCUCUUUCUCGAUGCUCCACAGCUCAUUACAUUUCCUAAAACGCGCAGUUCAGACGCGAAUACACGUGACUGAUCCACGCGCGCUGUUUCCUUACCCGAUGUGGACUAGUGAACAGCGCUUCACCUCAUCAAAACAAAGAACAACAAGCGGCCGUCGGGGGCAACGGAUCGGGACCGAGCCAUCAUCAUCCACCUUGCUGCGAAUCAACUCUCGCCUUGCCCGGCUCUCACGGUCCACAAAGGGAUCCUCGUCUGUGUCACUCGCCUAG